GCUUCUCGGGAAAACGAAAGUUAAGGAAGUGCCGAGAGUAACAGUAAGGUGAUGAUGGGCUUGCAUUUUAUGCACUUGAUGUCUGAGGUGAUGAAGAGGGCAGCUGGGGUGCAUGUGACAGUGUGCGUAAAAGCCUUGAUGGUGGAACAGUGGGCGCAUAGUAUUUACUUUUAUGUUGAUUGAUGGUUGCACAGGGAGUCUGCGGGACUAGGUUGAAGCUACAGCAAUGCUGUAAUGAUCAGAUGAGCAACCAGUCAAGGAAGUUUAAGUCAGACUGAGUGUGUGACUUCUGCAACAAUGUCUACAAUGCAGCUUAAAGAUGCUCAGCUGCAGGAGUUCAUGCAGGUGUAUGCGCUGAGAACUGCCUGCAAUGAAUGCACUCACAAACACUCUUACAUUUCCUACUCCGUCCUCUCAGUGCCUCACCAGUGCUCUCAAAAUCUAAUGCUGGUCAAAGCGAAGGCCAAAGGUCACCGAUGGAGCCCUGUAUCCUGUCGGCCCUCUUACCCACGACCUAGACGAUAUGAAGUAUGUUGGUUUUUUAAAGAGGAAGUAGGGUGUACUGUUCACCGUGACCAAUGCACUUUUGCCAAAAGUACAGAGGAAGCGGCGGUUUGGAACCUGGAGAAACAAACAAAUCUCGACCACAAAAGGUUGAUUCAUUUGAUCAAUCAGAAGGAGAAGGUGAACGAACACAGCAGGCGAGAGGAUGUUAAGUCGAGCUCUCGAAGUCUCUCUUUGUACCAGGAGAAACUGCUGGAGGAGUUCAGACGCAGCAGCAAUGAAAUCCUUAUUAUCUCCGAGCAGGUGGAUGAUGUGUGCAUUACACACGAUCAGAGUCUGACUGUGGACUGUUUACAAACAGACGGUGAAAUAACAUGGAGAUUCAAAAUAACCACUGAGAGGUCUUUGGUGCAUGUGGCUCUGUUGAAAGCUGAAAGUGGUGCUGUUUUUUCCUUGGGUGAUAAUUUGAACACUUUCCCCCCUAUAACACACACUCCAGGCCACCACCUCCGCUCCUCGCACUCCACAUAUGAGCUGAGCGUUUGCUUUCUGUCUUUCCGCCCCGGUGUGUACGAACAAUGGCUGGUGUUCGACUUCGACAUGCGACCGGUUCUGCUCAGGAAAAUUAAGGUGAGAGUCGGCGAGCAGUUUCAUGCCCAGCAGGAUGAAGAAGAGAACGAAUGUGCUGAAAAUGUUUCGAAUGAACGCUGGGACAGGGGCAACAGGGUCAUCGUGCCCUUCUACACCACCAGUAGGGGGGUAGACGAGCUGCUGCUUAGUAAAUACAAACCACCCCAGAUGAAUCUACAUUUCAGCUCCUAUACAGAUCACAGUUUACCACUUCGCCAGGACAACUACAAAGAGAGAGCUCACGACUUCCUGUUCAGAGAGGAAACUGCUGAGGAGAAGCUCAUUAGCAGAUUAAAUGUCUGCGGAAGUGCGUCCCUCUCAGAGCUGAAUGUGUCACAGUUUUUCGCUCCAAGGAGGCUGUGUGCUACACUCAAGGUCUCUUGUACACUUACCCCAGACACCCCUGAAGGGCUGAUGCUAAAACGAGGGGUGGAGAUGGCUUUGGUGAACUCCACAGCAACAUACACUGGUGCACCGGCAAAACACGCAAACAGAGUCUAUGAGGCAUUGGUGCUCAAACCUGCUGUCAAUGAGGGUCACAUCAGCCUCGAGUUGUCAGCAAAAUGCGUGUCCGAGCUACAGCUGAAGAAAGAUAGCAGGUGUGAAAUGGAGGUUCAGUUUCAGCUGAACAGGUUGUGGUUCUGUCAGAUGCACCAGGCUAUUGACCACCUACCAGACUUGCACAAUGUUCUGCCUGACUUCGAUAACUGUUGUGUCCCUGUGAAUACCACCAGACAGUCUGAGAUGAACAACAAGCAGCAAAUUGCCUUGAAUUUCUUCCUUGGCAAGUGUGAAGGCAGCAAAGCUGCAGCACCCUUGCUGAUAUAUGGUCCAUUUGGCACUGGGAAGACCCACUGCCUCGCGUCAGCAGCCAUACAGCUGGCCCGUCAGCCCAAAACCAAAGUGCUCAUCUGCACAUAUACUAACAGCUCUGCAGAUCUAUAUGUCAGCGUGCACUUCCAUUCAUAUAUUACAAAUGGACAUCCAAACCUCAAAAUACUCAGGAUAAAGGCAAACAGAGGUGGUGCUUCUUUUAUGGCAACCGAUGGAAUCACUCGUAAAUAUUGUCUCUGCUCUCCAGAUGGACAGUCUUUUAUCUUCCCAACAAGAUCCGAUCUAGAGUCACAUCGGAUCAUCAUAACUACCACAGCAAUGGCGCGCCGCUUCCUUGACCUCAAACUUCCUGAAGGCUUCUUCAGUCACAUCCUGAUAGACGAAGCAUCUCAGAUGCUGGAGAGUGAAGCACUCAUGGCUCUUGGUUUAGCAGACAAGCACACUCGAGUGGUUUUAGCUGGAGACCACAUGCAGAUGGCUCCGAAACUUUUUUCCGUAUCUAACACCAAACAUUCGGAACACACAUUGCUCAAUCGCCUCUUCCAUUACUACCAAGAUCACAGCAGCAACAUUGGCAAGAAAAGUCGGAUUAUCUUUAAUGAAAACUACCGAUCCACUGCGGAAAUUGUGGACUUUGUAUCCACUCACUUCUAUGUACGUGAUGGCAUCAAGGCCAAAGGAGAUGUCCCACGUCAUCCCAAGCUAUACCCUCUGAUGUUCCAUCAUGUCAGAGGGGAGUGUCAUUUGAACUCCUCCUCUAUGUCCUGGUACAACAGUGCUGAGGUCAAGAGCGUCAUUAAUGUGAUCCAAGACCUUAUGACUGACUGGCCAGAGGAAUGGGGUAAAAGAGAACCAAUGCAGAUCUGUGUGUUAAGUGAAGGCCAGCAGGUUGAAGCUAUCAGAAGCAGUCUCCGUUGGAAAGGAAUUCAUGGAAUAUCAGUGCAGAAUUUAUUAAACAUCCAAGGGAAGCAGUACAGAGUCAUCAUCAUAACAACUGUUCACACCAGAGACAGACUUCUUCAAUCAGAGUCGAGCUGUCUUGAUUUUUUUGAUGAUAUCAAGGCACUAAACACUGCCAUAACCAGAGCCCAGUCAUUGGUGGUUGUUGUUGGAGAUGCCGGUGCUCUUUGCUGCUUUGGAAAGUGCUCAAGGAUCUGGAAGUCCUACAUAGAACACUGCAUCAGCAAGGGCAGUGCCAAGCCAGACUACUUGACCAGAGACGUCUUACAACAUGAAGUGUCAGAAAUUUUUAAAUUUCAAAAGACAGAAAGAGUAGCAAAGAUUGAGGAUGAUGUACCUACCCAGCCUGAAACUGAUCUUAUAUUGAAAGAGAUGAUUGAUGACUAUGAUAGAGAGACAGACUCAGAUGAAGACAACGGAGGUCAUCCUGAGCAAAAAAGGCUUUUAUUCUCCUCCAGUGAAAAGGAAGACCUGUUGACGCUGGUUAGGGAACGGCCUGCUAUCUACAGACAUGGAGAACUGAUAAUGGAGGGGUACCAUUCAGGUUAUGUAGUUCCAUACGACAACCCUACUGAACACAUUGUUAUUAAAGGGAGAAAGAACAUUGGCAUGUCUUUUCCAGGGGAUGAAGUUGUAGUGGAGAUAGGCCGCCAUGAAGAGGGUAAUCUUACUGGAAAGGUUUUAGGAGUCACAAAUAGUGCAAGUUCCUCUUCUAAAUUUGUGUGCACCUUAGAGAAUGAAAACUACCAAAAACGGACACAGAAAACUGACAAAAACUUUCUUACCAAGAUAAUGAUACCCCUAAGCAACAACACAACAAAAAUAUGUGUCUUGGUAAGCAAAAAGGCUCGCAACUUUAUCCCAAUAUGGAAACUUCACAAGGACAAGCGGAACAUUACAAGCUACUUUUAUCUGGAUGAACACACAAGAAAGGAAAAUGUUUUUGUUGUUCAGAUUUUUACCUGGAAAGCCCACUGUUCUUUCCCACUAGGCAGUGUUACAGAUGUCCUAAAAAUUGGGACAACAUUGGAGGAGGGACUAAAGAUUUUAAGUAUGGAGUUCCAAUUGACACCCUCUCCUCUGAUGCAAGAUGCUGCAUUGCUUGCCAGACAAAGCGAUGAAACUGAUUACAGCAAGAGAACAGAUUUGACGGGUAUAAUAACGUUCACUGUUGAUCCAAAAGGAGCCAGAGACUUGGAUGAUGCCAUAAGUGUUAAGAAUCUGGGAAGCUGCUAUGAAAUAGGGGUUCAUGUUGCAGAUGUUGCUAGUUUUGUGACUGAGGGCAGUCCUCUUGAUAGCGCUGCAAAAGAGAGGGGAGCAACUUUUUACAGCCCUGGAACAAAACCUGUUUUCAUGUUUCCAGAAGGUCUCAUCACUAACUCAUUCAGUCUCCUCCCAGACAAAAAGCGCAAAGUAAUAUCAUUCAUUGUCACAGUGGACAAAGAGUCAGGAUUUAUCAGAGAAAAGACUUUUAAUCUUUCCGUGGUAACGUCUAAAAAACAGUUGACCUAUGAGGAGGCUGAGGAAAUAAUAAGUCAGUAUGAUGGGAGGCUAAAGUUUGAAACUUUAGAGGACUGUGUCAGAGUGGCUUAUCAUUUUGCAAGAAAACAACGCAAAGAAAGACUUAAAGAAAGCUGGGCCUAUGCCCGACCUGAUCAACAUCGUAAUCCAGGAGAGAGAGAAGCUCAUCUAAUGAUUGAAGAGUUGAACAUAAUGUUUAACCACGCCAUGGCAGACUUUCUGACCAAGAAUGCAACCACAAAAUCUUACACUCCUUUAAAGUGUCAGCUUCCUCCUACAGCAGAGCAACUGGAGAAAAUCAAUGAUCGGCAUAAAGAGGUCAUUCCUCUCUCCUCAUAUCUGACAUAUCACAUUGACAAAAACCGCAUGGACUUGCGUAACACAUUCACCUUCACUGUGCAUUCUCCUGAUCCUAACCCUCAUCUACGAGAUGCCAUCUCUGUCAGUGACUCUGAAUUUCAUUAUGAAAUUGGAUUUCACAAAGCAGAAUCAAACACGUGGAGUUUAACACCAGGAAAAAAUUGUCGAGCCAUUUCUCUAAUUCUGAAAGUGGAAAAAAUGACCAAAAAAAUUGUAGAGCAAAAAUUGGCACUUUCUUUUGUAAACUCAAACAGGCUGUUAUCCAUUACAGAAGCUAACAGCAUCAUCAAUCAGUUUGCAGAACAUGACAGGAGCUUUGAUUCUUUGGAAGGAUGUGUCCUUGUGGCUUACCAUUUCGCACUUGAUCACAGGCGCCGAAGAAAUGUGGACAAUUCCAAUCCUCCAGACAGCAAAUGCAGACUAAUGAUGGAUGAAGUGAAUCUGAUGUUUAAAAGUGCUUGUGAACAACUAACUGGUCAAAUAACGCCUUCUUCAAACAUUUUUAACUGUACAGUGACAGCUUCACCUGAACUGGAACGAAGAAUAAAAAGAGAUGAUGAGGAGUUUCUGCACGCACUUGAGGAACAUCUAGACUUGAACCAUGAGCCGAAUGGGUGUAAUUUCAUCAUUCUGACAUCGAUGUGGGAAAAGAUUGAGUCAGCAGCUUUGACAUGUGACUUUUACAAAAUGGCUGACCUUAUUUCCGCAGAUGAUAUCCAUCCACAGCUGCUUCCAGCCGUUGUUCAGUUAAGGGCCAGUCUUGACAAAGCUUUGUUCAUUCGCUCCCUCUCCUGUGAAAAGGCUUUAGUUGGGCACUAUUCGUUACACCUGGACUCAUACACGCAUGCAUCCUCACCCAUACGCCGAUACAUAGACCUAAUUCUUCAGAGACUCAUCCAUGCGGCUCUCACUGAUGGUCCACUUGAGUAUUCAGAGAAAGACAUUGACCUAUUGUGUCAUAAGUGUGAAAGAGGAGAGAAUAGGGCGAAACAGUUUGAAAGAAAAGCAGAAUCACUUUGCCUUGCUGUAAAUCUACAGAAGCAAAGCACAUACAAGUUGGCUUUUGUCACGGUUGUUCGGCCUGAUAGCGAAAGUUUCAAAUUAUCAUUUCCGUUCGACAAAGGAACUUACCCAGACAGACUUCCGGUUAUGUACAGAGACUUACAGCUAGAAGAUCAACCAAUAUUUGAAAGGCAACAAAAACAAAUGAGACUGACUUGGAAAAAACGCAUGUACUCAAUGAACACAACCAAUAUCCUAAAGAGAAAACUGAGAUUCUGUUCAGAGAUACAGCAGAGCACAUGGCAUGACAUUGUUGAAGCAGUCAAAGAAGAAAAAUGGGAAGAAGCAAAGAGCAUCAUAUUGGCAGCAGAAGUAACAGAAUAUCAGGAAAGAGAUGAUAUGUCUGAUAAUUCCAGCUUGGAUUCCGAUCACACAUUUACGUCUGAAGAGGAUCAUUAUACUAAUUUCAACCUCUGUUUGAAAGCUGGAGACACUGUGCAGGUCCAGCUGACCUCAGAAAAUGAAAGAGGCUACUGGGCGCCAGCUGUACAAUUACUAAAUGUGAGGUCAAACUUUGAGAUUUGUGUGGAACAUACUCGCAGUCCUAUUAAAUGCUUUUCCAAACAUGCAAACCGCCCAUCCAAACCUUCCUAUCAUAAUGUAAAAGAUUAUGUGGAGAUAUGGAAGCCACUGUGUGAAAUGGAGUCAGCUGCGACUGCCGUAGAUGACAGCGAUUGUGUUGUAAUAGAGAAAAUGCAUAUAGACUGGACGCAAUCCAUGGUUGGUGCAAAUUCAAGUCUAUCUGGAACCUUCUCUUUACCUGUGGAAAAUAUCAAGAAAUGGGAAAUUGAAUUUGACCUGGCCAAGUGUUUCCUCUGUAUCCGAAAAAGAGUUUCGAAGCCAAACUCACCAGAUCAGAGUCACCGAUCACAGCUUGAUCCAGAGUACUUCACUUGGGUGGCACAUGGUGUGACAACUCAAUGUCUGAAUACACCCCAUACACCGAAUACAGGGAACAAAUCAAAAAUUAUACACUUUAAUGUAAAGUAUGCAUCCAUGAAACUUCCAAAAGACAAAAGGGAUGAUACUUAUACGGUUGAAGUGAUCCCUAAGCUCCUUCCAGACAUACGAAAAGAAAGCGCUGUGAAUAAUUUACCAGCAGCUAAUGAACUUGUUAGAAACAUUGCAACAGGACGUCGAAUUAGGAAAGAUGGUUCUGAACCAGCUGUAUACCGGUAUGUGCUCAGAAGACAGACAACACCAGAAGGUCUGCCUGAACUGAAUGAAAGCCAGUUUAAUGCUUUGGAACAAGCUGUGAAUGGCCAAUUCACCCUCAUUCAAGGCCCCCCAGGUACAGGAAAAACAGUUGUGGGUGCUUACAUUGUGUACUGGUUCUCCCACCUGAACUCCGAGAAACCUCAGAACCAGAAGGGAAUCAAUGACGAAGAGAAGAAGAAGAAGGAAGUUAUUCUUUAUUGUGGACCCUCAAACAAGUCUGUGGAUGUAAUUGCGGAAUAUCUGAUCAAGUUUGGGGAGAAUCUGAAGCAAUUGCGUGUGUGCAGCAGACAGAUGGAAAUGAAUGAGUUUCCUUAUCCUGGGAGCACCCUCCAGAUAUCCCAAAAAUCACUGCGUCAGGAACGCUCUAAACCUGAGCUCAGGGGCAUAACACUUCAUCACAGGAUUCGGAUGAGUCAUAAUCCUUACGCACAAGCUAUACUGGACUUUGAUGAAAGAAUAAGAAAGCAAAAAGAGAGUGAAAAUGACCAACAUUCACUCACAGAUGCAGAGAUAGAAGAAUAUAAAAAGCUUUUAAAUACUGCACGUCUGUAUGAACUGAAAAGGCAUGAUGUCAUACUGUGUACCUGCACGACUGCCGCAUCCCCUAACCUUACUAAGUCACUCAGUGCACAACAGAUUCUCAUCGAUGAGUCCGCCAUGGCAACAGAACCCCAGACACUUGUCCCAUUGGUCAGCUUCAAACCUGAGAAGGUUGUGCUGUUGGGUGAUCACAAGCAAUUGCGGCCGAUCGUGAAAAAUGAGCAUGUACGGAGACUUGGAAUGACACGCUCCCUGUUUGAACGCUAUAUGGGUAGAGCACUAAUGCUGGACACUCAGUACAGAAUGCAAGAAGACAUUUGUAAAUUCCCGUCAGAGGCGUACUACCAGGAUAAGCUCAAAACUAAAGUGGAUAAACGGACCAGCAUGCUGCACGCUGAGACUGAAACAAUGAGACAAAGCAAACACAUUUUGUUUGGAGAUGUAAGAGGUGUGGAGAUGAGUUUGGUUGUUUCAACUGCACGGGGGAAUGAAAACUCAAAAGCCAACAUUGCAGAGGUUAAAAAAGCUGUUGAAAUCUGUACUCAGCUGAUAUCAGUGGGUGAAGUGAGGCCAGAGGACAUUGCCAUUCUGUCACCAUAUAAUGCACAGGUGGCGCUGAUCAAAGAAAAAUUUAAAGAAAGACACCAACCGGAGAAGAUCACCGUCACUACCAUUACAAAGAGUCAAGGGAGUGAGUGGCGGUAUGUGAUUUUAUCAAUGGUUCGCUCCUGCCCCAGUGAAGAGAUUGAACCUAUGCCUCCAAGAGAAUGGCUCUCCAAGCACAUUGGUUUUGUGGGUGAUGAAAAUCAGAUCAAUGUGGGCAUCACAAGAGCACAGGAUGGGCUAUGCAUUCUGGGUAAUCAGGAGUUACUGAACUGCAGCCCAGCAUGGAGGAAACUACUGAAACAUUAUUCAGGUUGUGGCAGUGUGGUUCGUGCAGACCAGAUAGUUGUACGCAAUGUCCGCUGAAUUAUAUUUUAAUUUAUUUAUAUUUGUCCUAAUUAAUUUUUUUUUAUUUUUACACUUUCAAACAUACAUUCCAAACUCCAUAUCAUUCCACCUCUUAUGAAAUGAUCUUUUAAUGUGUUUUGAAUUAGACAUUUAAGACCUCAGGGAUUAAAAUGUGAAUGUGAGGUUUUUUUUAUAUAUGAAGCCUAUUUUAUGUACAAACUUUACAAUUAAGAAGCUAUUUCGAAGCACUUAAUUUUGUGACUGCACAGAUCUGGAGUUCAAGACAAAUCUGAACCAAGAUUUCUGACCAUAUGAUGAUAUAAUUUUCUAUGUAUUUUAAAGUAUCAUAACUUGAGGAGAAAUUACAGAAAUUUUUAACUAUACUCACAUUGACUGCAAAUAAAAUACAUUUAUUUUGUGAUAUGUACUGUUAAAAACCUGUAUUGUAAUGUUUAACUUACUUAGCAAUUGUCUGCCUUUUACUUAAAAGUUUUUCAAAUCAAUUACACUCAAUGAAAUUUGCUGACAUGUUUUUGUCAACAGAAAAUAACAUUUCUAAACCAUGACAUAUGUCUGCUUUCAUUAUGUGCUGAACCUUGUGUUUUAAUC
Molecule: messenger RNA, 9189 nt
Organism: Misgurnus anguillicaudatus (oriental weatherfish)
Lineage: Eukaryota; Metazoa; Chordata; Actinopteri; Cypriniformes; Cobitidae
Source: RefSeq, a predicted model, not a curated record